Molecule: messenger RNA, 2978 nt
Organism: Spirodela intermedia
Lineage: Eukaryota; Viridiplantae; Streptophyta; Magnoliopsida; Alismatales; Araceae
Source: the annotation of a GenBank genome assembly
AUGGUCGCAAAAGCGGGGGACGAGGUGACCGGGGGAAGCACGGACAAGGCCGAUGGCAGCUCCGACGAGUCCUCGCCGAGAACAGCUCUCGACAUCACCGUAUCCGGCAGCACGGAUUCCGACAGUAGCAGCAGCGGCGGCGGCGGCGCUGAGGAGCCCCAUACCCAUCAGUGGCGGGCUUUCAUCAGGGGUCUGUUGCAGAGGAAGAAGUCCAUAAGGCGGCUGUCGACAUUCCCCCCGGCGGCGAGCCCGGAGAUAACCAGAUGGAGACCGCUCAGGAAUCUGGAGAGGACUCGGACAGCUAAGGAGAGCGGCAGAGGGGAGCUGCCAUUGGCGCCGCCGCCGCCACCGCCACCGCCGCCCCUAAUUCUCUGGAGGCCCAUGUGGCGGAGCUUCGAGCUGAAGGAGCUCGCGGCCGCCACCGAUGACUUCAGCCCAGGUAAGCCGUAGUCAGUAAGCCUCUGUAGCUCUCAGGUUUCACUGCUCUCCCACCAUCCUCUUCACGAGAUGACGACCGUCCAAUCUGGAUUCUUAUGGCCUGGGUUCCUGCUGAUGAACAUUAUCAACGGCCCACAGUACACCAUGCCUUCGUUCUGAUGCCCCACUGCCUGCCUAAGUUUUCUCUGCUCGAAACGUCUCUCUCUCUCUCUCUCUCUCUCUCUCUCUCUCUCUCUCUCUCUCUUGCUAUAUAUAUAUAUAGAUAUCCUUGUGAUUUUUCUGUCUACCUGAAAGGAAUUUUAUCAUAAUAUUUCUCUUUAGUCGAGUCAAAUGUGAUAUUUUCUACCCAAUUAUACAAGGCGAGAAGGGGGGCUAGUUCAUCCGUCUUCUUCGAGGAAGAAAGACAUGGAUGUAAAGACGUUCCCGUACGUCUCUCUCCCUCUACUCGUACAGAGUCUGCUCCUGGAACCACUAUUGAUUCACAAACAGCGUGGGGACCUUCCCUUGUGGGAUGGGGGAUCCUGCUCUCCGGCUUCUCGUCCGCCUGCGAGACGCCGACGUGGAACACCUCGAGACCCAAGACAAAUCCCCCCCCCCCUCUCUCUCUCUUUCUCUCUCUUCCACUGUUGAUGGCUGCACCUCGCUGGUAUUCCUUUUCUGUCCUGAGAUUUCUCCAUCCCUCGCUCUCUCGCCAGCGCCUCUCUCUGCGGCCGCGCCGGAUGUGUGCACCAUCUUCUUCUUCCUCCCACUUGCCCCGCAUCUACCGUCUGAUUUGACCCCGUUUAAUCAUUCCCAUGGCAGAGAACUUGAUCGGAAGAGGCGGGCAUGCAGAGGUUUACCGGGGGCGGCUGCCCAGUGGGCAGCUGGUUGCGGUGAAGCGGCUGAUGAAGAAGGAGAUGGAAGAGGAGAGAGUGGGAGACUUUUUGUCGGAGCUGGGGAUUAUCGCCCACGUCAACCAUCCGAACGCCGCCCACCUCCUCGGUUUCGGGGUCGAAGGCGGCCUCCACCUCGUUCUCCAGUACUCCCCACACGGGAGCUUGGCCUCUGUCCUCCAUGGUAACCUGCGAGAGCCUCUUCUUCCGCGUUCUCUCUCUAUCUCUCUGCAGUCAUGAUAGAGUGAGAAAGAAGCUAUUGUCUGAUGUGGGCUCGUGGGGAUCGGCCGUCCAAACAUAGAGAAAUGACGGGAGACUCUCGUUUCAGGUUCGAAGGAUCCGAUCGAGUGGGGCAUCCGAUUUAAGAUUGCGCUGGGCGUGGCGGAGGGGCUGCGCUACCUUCAUGAGGGCUGCCACCGGCGCAUAAUCCACAGGGACAUUAAGGCUUCUAACAUUCUGCUCACCGACGAUUAUCAACCUCAGGUUGUCCCUCUCGACUUAAAAUGCUUAUUUAGUUGAUUUGCCUCCCGUACCGUACAUAGUGCUUCGUUCCCAAGAGCAGAGAGAGAGAGAGGGUUGCGGACGAUGGUGCAACACCUAUUUAGUUAUAGACUUCAUCGUUUUCUCUGGCUGACCACUCUGCACCUGCGACCACAGAUUUCUGAUUUUGGCCUUGCGAAGUGGUUGCCGGACCAGUGGCCGCACCACGUGAUGUUCCCGAUCGAGGGCACAUUCGGGUUGGUUCACCCCUCUUCCAUCAGAUCCUUCUUCUUCUUCUUCGGUCUCUCUUCUCAUGUGCUCUCUCCCUCCCUCUCACCCUCUCUCUCUCUCUCUCUCUCUCUCUCUCUCUCUCCCCCGGGCAGGUACUUGGCGCCGGAGUACUUCAUGCAUGGGGUGGUAAACGAGAAGACGGACGUCUUCGCCUUUGGGGUUCUGCUCUUGGAACUCAUUACCGGUCGCCGGGCAGUAGACUCGUCCCGCCACAGCCUCGUGAUAUGGGUACGUCCGGCGUAGCCGGCCUGCGCUGGCGGAGUAUGCCCUCCCAGAGGAUGAUGAAACAUGCCCUUCUCCCUGUGUGCGACAGGCGAAGCCCCUGUUGGACGCCAAGAACCUCGAGGAGCUAGUCGACCCCAGCCUCGGGGGCUCGUAUGAGCCUCGAGAGAUGAACAGCGCGGUUGCGGUGGCGUCGGCGAGCAUCCACCACAUGCCCACCUUGCGGCCUCACAUGAACCAGGUGGGAAGACCCAGAUGAGAUGAGUCCGUUGAACCCCACCCCCCCCCCGGCCUCGCUUCCUAGUCUGGAUGCAUUACUUGGGCGGAUUGCCCAUGGGCAGGCUGAGCUCACAGCCAGAUCGGUCGUUCAAUAUCUCUCGGUGGCCGUGUUCAGACUUUUCUCCGAGUUGAGGCUGGUUCCGACAGGAUGGCCGAUGACCUCUGUUUACUUUGGAGAAGGAUCUCUGGGAUCCGAUGGAGGAUACCACUAUGAAUUAAUGUUCUGUGUCUGCUCAGGCUCUGCAGGUUCUGAGAGGCGAGGAUGAAUCGAUAGUGGUCGGCGGGGACGGGCCAACCAAGCCAGUCCUCUUCGAUGCCUGCGAUCUGGAAGACUACUCGAGCUCGAGGUAUCUCAACGAUCUUAGUCGGCAUAGGAAGCUCGCCUUGGAACAGUGA